CCCCUGUCUUCUUUAAGAAAGCUCAGCGGACCUUUUUCCUUCUUGGGGUGGAAGAAAAUCCAAGCCUAGCACAGCCCUGGCAUGUGUCGGGCAGGGGCCCAGAAUCACUGGACGGAGCGGUGGAUGGGAUAGGAGGCGAGGCUGCCUGCGGACCACAGGCCUGGCCCGAGUGGCUCUGAUGAGAAACUGGGGCGCCUGGGGCACCGCCCCCACCGUCUGCCCUUCCCCCACACUCCUCCUGGCUGGGCAAAUCCCAGAGUCUCAGCCGCCUAAGUGUCUUCCCCGGAGGUGAGAUUAUCCCCGCCUGUGCCGGACACCGCCUUUCCUCCUGCAGCCAUGGAUGCCGCUCUGCUCCUGAACGUGGAAGGGGUCAAGAAAACCAUUCUGCACGGAGGCACGGGCGAGCUCCCAAACUUCAUCACCGGAUCCCGAGUGAUCUUUCAUUUCCGCACCAUGAAAUGUGAUGAGGAGCGCACGGUCAUCGACGACAGCCGUCAGGUGGACCAGCCCAUGCACAUCAUCAUCGGGAACAUGUUCAAGCUCGAGGUCUGGGAGAUCCUGCUCACCUCCAUGAGGGUGCACGAGGUGGCCGAGUUCUGGUGCGACACCAUCCACACGGGGGUCUACCCCAUCCUGUCCCGGAGCCUGCGGCAGAUGGCCCAGGGCAAGGACCCCACGGAGUGGCACGUGCACACAUGCGGGCUGGCCAACAUGUUCGCCUACCACACGCUGGGCUACGAGGACCUGGACGAGCUGCAGAAGGAGCCUCAGCCUCUGAUCUUUGUGAUCGAGCUGCUGCAGGUUGACGCCCCGAGUGAUUACCAGAGGGAGACCUGGAACCUGAGCAAUCAUGAGAAGAUGAAGGUGGUGCCCGUCCUCCACGGAGAGGGAAAUCGGCUCUUCAAGUUGGGCCGCUACGAGGAGGCCUCUUCCAAGUACCAGGAGGCCAUCAUCUGCCUAAGGAACCUGCAGACCAAGGAGAAGCCGUGGGAGGUGCAGUGGCUGAAGCUGGAGAAGAUGAUCAACACCCUGACCCUCAACUACUGCCAGUGCCUGCUGAAGAAGGAGGAGUAUUACGAGGUGCUGGAGCACACCAGUGACAUUCUCCGGCACCACCCAGGCAUCGUGAAGGCCUACUAUGUGCGUGCCCGGGCUCACGCGGAGGUGUGGAACGAGGCCGAGGCCAAGGCGGACCUCCAGAAAGUGCUGGAGCUGGAGCCAUCCAUGCAGAAGGCGGUGCGCAGGGAGCUGAGGCUGCUGGAGAACCGCAUGGCGGAGAAGCAGGAGGAGGAGAGGCUGCGCUGCCGGAACAUGCUGAGCCAGGGAGCCACGCAGCCUCCCGCAGAGCCACCGGCACAGCCCCCCACAGCACCACCUGCAGAGCUGUCCACAGGGCCACCUGCGGACCCACCGGCGGAGCCCCCCACAGCACCACCUGCAGAGCUGUCCACAGGGCCACCUGCGGAGCCCCCCACAGCACCACCUGCGGAGCUGUCCACAGGGCCACCUGCAGAGCCACCCGCAGAGCUCCCCCUGUCCCCAGGGCACUCACUGCAGCACUGACCCCCCUGAGACCCACAGUCAGCCUGACACCUAGGCAGGGAGCAAGUGGCCUGGUCACUUCUGGUUCUGCUGACCAGGAUCGUGGUGUCACUUUUUAAAAUUUAAAAUUAAUUUUUGAAAUCAAAGUCAGACACGCCCAUGGUAAAAAAAAAAAAAAAAAAAUCCAAAACGCACAGAAGAGCUCAUGAAUAAAGUGGUUUUCUCCCCUACCCCUUCCAUUCCUUCCAUGCCAUGGUUUUAAUUGACCCUGUUUUUAAUUCUUCUGGUGGUUUUCUCUAUUUCCAAGUAAUCUGUUUAAAUCAGUUUCUCCACCCGUCGAUUUUACUCCAUGUCAAUGACAAAUGAGGAUUUGAUGCUCUGAUCCUUUCUCAUCCCUGGUACCCCUCCCUGUCUCCCCAUUUGUGAUAGUUAGAUUUGGGGGGUCAUCUCUUGGUUAUUUUUGUAACUUUAUGCAGGACACUUAGAACUCUCUAGAAUCCCACUGAUUUUAGUGGGUCUUGAUGUAGGGUGGGCAAGCCCCGAAACUGGAGCUUAGCCUGAGAGGGCUCUUGGCUUCCCCCAGGAAAGAUUUCAAAGGCAAGCACCAGUGGUGGGGUAGAAGAAAACAGCUGUGGCCGGGCGCAGUGGCUCACGCCUAUAAUCCCAGCACUUUGGGAGGCCGAGGUGGGUGGAUCACCUGAGGUCAGGAGUUCCAGACCAGCCUGGCCAACAUGGUGAAAUUCCGU
Molecule: messenger RNA, 2288 nt
Organism: Macaca mulatta (Rhesus monkey)
Lineage: Eukaryota; Metazoa; Chordata; Mammalia; Primates; Cercopithecidae
Source: RefSeq, a predicted model, not a curated record